Messenger RNA from Formica exsecta, 600 nucleotides. RefSeq lists its product as uncharacterized. Gene Ontology annotation, biological process: DNA integration. Bases 1 to 600 code for a protein of 199 amino acids. The transcript has a single exon. NCBI's taxonomy places the organism in Eukaryota, Metazoa, Arthropoda, Insecta, Hymenoptera, Formicidae. Gene Ontology annotation, molecular function: nucleic acid binding. The record is from RefSeq and is a predicted model, not a curated record.
AUGACAUCGUUAAAAUCCGAUGGACGUAAAAAUAUCGAGAAACUACGACUCGUCGAGGAACUGCAUGCUCCGGCGAAAAGAAAUUUUUUUCGAAGGCAUGUCAUAGUACGGGGAUACGAUGACUUGUGGCAAGCUGACAUCGUCGAGAUGCGUCCGUACUCACGUUUUAACAGAGGCCAUCACUACAUACUUACCGUCACCGAUGUGCUGAGCAAGUACGCGUGGGCCGUACCGCUCAAGAAUAAAGGCGGAAGUGAGACGGCUGAUGCUAUCGCUGAAAUAAUUCGAGAUAGCAAGAGGUACCCGAAAAACAUGCAAACCGAUAUGGGGAAGGAAUUUCGACGAAACAUCGACGUACAACGUCUCAUGAGAAAACACGACAUCAAUCAUUAUUCCACGUAUUCGAUGUUGAAGGCAUCGAUCGUCGAACGAUUCAAUCGCACGUUAAAGAACGACAUGUGGAAGAUGUUUACGCUGAACGGAACUUACAAUGGGUUGACGCGUUGCCGCGACUCGUGUCGGAUUACAACGCGCGCAAGCAUCGAACGAUUGGUAUGCAACCCGUCGAUGUUAUCCCCGCGAUCGCUGAAAGACUCUUAG